Messenger RNA from Drosophila ficusphila, 2281 nucleotides. It is a transcript of the gene dah, whose product is annotated as dystrotelin. Gene Ontology annotation, biological process: synaptic signaling. Gene Ontology annotation, molecular function: zinc ion binding. NCBI's taxonomy places the organism in Eukaryota, Metazoa, Arthropoda, Insecta, Diptera, Drosophilidae. The transcript is spliced from 6 exons. Gene Ontology annotation, cellular component: plasma membrane. The record is from RefSeq and is a predicted model, not a curated record. Bases 96 to 2030 code for a protein of 644 amino acids.
AAGAGGAAGAGAUCGCGAGAACGACGCGGUAACAAAAGGAACUCAUAAAAAGAUCAGAAAUCGUUGAAAAUAAAGAAAAGAUAAUACAUUCUGAAAUGCUGGGAAUGACGGUACCCCUGCAGCUCACAAAAAUGCGAAGUAGCGCCGAGGCAGUGGCGACGAUUGCACGAGAGAAGGGAUCGCAAAGGAGUCAAGGACAGAAGCAACAAGUGGACAAAGACCUUUCCACCAUAAUGGAGGAACUGCAGAGGGAUUAUGGAGACUACAAGUACACGGUCUACCGAUGUGCCAGUAAAUUUGUGGCCCUGCAAAAGAUAUUUCACACUGGGAAAAUCCCUUACAAAUUGGUUUUGGCCAUUUUGGAUCGCCAUAAUUUGAGUGGCGGGCUGGAGCUGAUGGUUCCCCCAUUUCAGUUGACCUCCCUGCUGCACGAUGUGUACUUUGCCUGCGAAAAGCUGGGACAUUUUAAUCAGGCUGUGGACUAUCAAUUGGACAAGGCCACCGCCCUACUGGCCAAUUUCUUUUGGAAUGUCUACGAUCCACACCGCAGACACUCAAUUUCCUUGUUGGAAAUUAAGAUCACCUUCAUAAUGCUCUGCAAACUGUAUAGCAGCGAUCAUCUGGUGGGCGAUUUCUUUGGACUACUGGCCGAUCCCAAGUCGCAGAUCAUUUCAAGAUACACCUUUGAGCAACUCCUGGCCACGCUGAGCAAGCUGCUUAGCUAUCUGGGCGAGGAGAAAGCCUACGGCGCCCACAACAUACCCCUGGCAAUGGAGCAGAGCUUUGCCCGUUGUCCUCAUGGCGUUGGUGGCCUUGCCGAGCCACAGUUCCACAAACUGUGGACGGGAGCGGGUGUCCAGACGCGGUUCCUGAUCUAUGGCAAUCUUUUGGCACUGGUGAAACGCAUCGAGGACACAGAGCAUUUGAUACAUAGCAAUUCCUGUGCUAGCUGUCACCGAGAGCACAUUGUGGGCAUAAGAUUUCGCUGUCAGAUGUGCCGGGAUAUAUCGUUGUGUCUGCCGUGCUUUGCGGUAGGCUUCGCGGGCGGUCGCCACGAGCCAGGGCAUCGAAUGUGCGAGGUGUUCAUGGAGGAUCAGCCGCCUCUGCGUUGGACUCGCCAUCUAGCCAAACUGUGCGGCUGGCUGGUGGUUCCCCGCAAGGCGCAGGAGGAAGAGCGUCGUGGUUUUUGCAAUGCCCAGGAAAGUGGUCCGGCCUUAGGCCAAUCCGCUGCCACGCCCAUUCCCGCGGAGACGCGCAGUGUGCGAAGUCAGUGCCAGGAAAAGGAGAAGGACCGCACAGUGAUCCUCCAGCAACAGCAGGAGUUGUGCUCAUUAACAGGACUGGCCAGCAAGGCUUCAAGUCGUCUGCAGUCCAUUAUCGAUCGCUUGUUGCUGCAGAAUGCGAAACUAGAAACCCAGCUGCAAACGGUGGCCACAGCAUCCAGUACGGAAAUUUCACAGUUCCUCAGCGCCCAUCAAAGUUUUCUACUACAGAUUAUUGAGGAUAUGCGGCAGCUGUCGCACUCUUCUGUGGGAGCCUCACCACCAGCGCCAGCACCUCCAGUUGCUACUAUAACCGCUCCUUUAGUCAGCUCCACCUUCCUUAGCUCCAGCACUCCUCAAAGGCAGAUCUUCGAUAUGUAUGCACCGGUGGGAGCCAACCUCACGCACUCCAUUAAUGGCGCAGACUUGAAUCGCAGCUACUUGGAGGCCAACAAAUCGGAUUACUCCCUCAACGACAUUAGUUUGUGGUUCGAUCAGCGACGGUCGAGUGUGCAGCCAGGACCUGGAUCCCUGCCAGUUUCUUUGCCAAUGCCAUUGGGCGCCCUUCUGGAGAAGCAGCCUACAAGUGGCGGUGAUGGACGUGACACCGAAAUGGUUAACUUCAAGCUGCUGCUGCAUAAGGUAAAGGAGAUCGUCGAAGACUCGUACAGCGACAAUGCCGAACUGUCGGCGGCCACGCAAAAUCUGGAGAAUGUCCUUGACAGCAUCAUCAAGACCGAAGAGCAGCAGAGGCGCAUCAGCACGUGAGGAUCGGGAUGCCACAUCUCUUCCUUAUCAAUUCCAGCCAGACCAAGUCCACUUUGCUUUAUGUUGUAAAUGUUUUGACAAAAUGAUAUCAUAAAUCACGCCAAUAUUAAUACAAUUACAUAUCAUUAAGAAUUAUAUUCUAUUGACUUUCCGAUGGUAUUGAUAAAAUGUUUUAAACUUCGCAUAAAUGCUUUUAAGUUUUUAUGUCAAAUUCUGAGCAGAAUGCAAUAUAAUAAAAGUUUCAUUAUAAA